AUGGUAGAACAAAAAGCGGAAGACAUUGUCAAUAAUGGAAAAAAAUUGGUUUGUGGUUUUCUUGAAAUUAAAAAGAAAAAGCUUCCUUUAGAAUUACAUGUUAAAUCUAGCUCCGAUCCAGGAAAUUGUAUUGUUGAUUUCAUAAGGGAAAACCGUAUUGACGUUCUUGUUCUGGGAAAUAGAGAAUUAAAUGUUCCAAAAAGCUUUAGUCUUGGAGAUAUUUCUCAACAUUGUCUUAAUUUUGCUCCAUGUACGGUCGUGAUCGCUCGAAAAAAAUCUGAAUCUCUCAACGUUUGA
Molecule: messenger RNA, 297 nt
Organism: Scutellospora calospora
Lineage: Eukaryota; Fungi; Glomeromycota; Glomeromycetes; Diversisporales; Gigasporaceae
Source: the annotation of a GenBank genome assembly